Molecule: messenger RNA, 3039 nt
Organism: Pogoniulus pusillus (Red-fronted tinkerbird)
Lineage: Eukaryota; Metazoa; Chordata; Aves; Piciformes; Lybiidae
Gene: TGM2
Product: transglutaminase 2
Exons: 13
Coding region: 292-2361 (689 amino acids)
Biological process (GO): peptide cross-linking
Cellular component (GO): mitochondrion
Molecular function (GO): protein-glutamine gamma-glutamyltransferase activity
Source: RefSeq, a predicted model, not a curated record
GCCCCGGGCUUUCUGCCCUCCUCUUCCCCAGGGUUUUCGGCCCCGGGGGCGGCUCCGGGGGCCGGGCGCUGCUCCCCGGCGGCUCUUUGCGCUUGGGAGGUGGUUCGCAAACUGCUCCGUUUACUGGAAACUUUGGUUUCCAUUCGCUGUCCCGGGGGUGUGCGCGGCGGCGGCAGCCGUAUAAAUGGAGCCGGCGGCGGGGCAGGGCGGGCGGCGCUGAGGGGCAGCUCCCGGCUCACCGGGGACCGGCAGCAGGACCAGAACCGGCAGCAGGGGCAGCACCGGGGCAGCAUGGCCGAAGAGCUGGUGCUGGAGACGUGGGACCUGCAGUGCGAACGCAACGGCCGCGAGCACCGCACGGCGGAGAUGUGCUGCCAGCAGCUGGUGGUGCGGCGCGGGCAGCCCUUCGCCAUCACCCUGCACUUCUCGGGCCGGCCCUUCGACGAGGGGGUGGACAAACUGGCCUUCAACGUCGAGACAGGGCCGUGCCCCAUCGAGACAUCAGGAACCAGGUCGCACUUCGCCGUGACGGACGUGCCGGAGGAGGCAGCCUGGAGCGCGGUGGUGCAGGAGCAGGAGGGGGACUCGGUCUCGGUCUCGCUCUGCUCCCCCCCCGACGCCCGCAUUGGUCGCUACAGCCUGACGGUGGAAAUCUCCACCGGCUACGAGGGCAGCAGCAGCUACAUCGGGCACUUUGUGCUGCUCUUCAAUGCCUGGCACCCAGAGGACACGGUUUUCCUGCGGGAGGAGGAGGAGCGCCGGGAGUACAUCCUGUCACAGCAGGGGCUCAUCUACCAGGGCUCCCGAGACUACAUCACCUCCACGCCCUGGAACUUUGGCCAGUUUGAGGAUGGCAUCUUGCCCAUCUGCCUGGAGCUGCUGGACACAAACCCCAAAUUCCUGAGGGACCAGGACCGGGACUGCUCCCGGCGCAACGACCCUGUCUACAUCGGCAGGGUGGUGAGUGCCAUGGUCAAUUGCAACGAUGAGGACCGGGGGGUGCUGGCGGGGCGGUGGGACAACCAAUACGGAGAUGGGAUGAGCCCCAUGGCCUGGAUUGGCAGCGUGGAUAUACUCAAGAGGUGGAAGAAUCUGGGGUGCCAACCAGUCAAGUAUGGCCAGUGCUGGGUCUUUGCUGCUGUGGCAUGCACUGUCAUGCGGUGCCUGGGCAUCCCCAGCAGGGUGGUGACCAACUACAACUCAGCCCACGACACCAACGGCAACCUGGUCAUCGACCGCUACUUCAGCGAGACGGGCCAGGAGGAGCGGCGCUCCAGGGACAUGAUCUGGAACUUCCACUGCUGGGUGGAAUCCUGGAUGGCUCGCCCAGACCUGGCACCUGGCUACGAUGGGUGGCAGGCGCUGGACCCGACGCCCCAGGAGAAGAGCGAAGGGGUCUUCUGCUGCGGGCCAGCCCCUGUGCGAGCCGUCAAGGAGGGCGACCUGCAGCUCCGGUACGACAUCCCCUUCGUGUUCGCCGAGGUCAACGCCGACGUCGUGUACUGGGUGGUGCGGAGCGAUGGCACCCAGAAGAAGAGCACCCACUCCUCCGUGGUGGGCAAGAGCAUCAGCACCAAGAGCGUGGGCAGGGACAGCCGGGAGGACAUCACCCACACCUACAAGUACCCGGAGGAGUCUGAGAAGGAGAGGGAGGUGUUUGCCAAGGCAGAGCGCGAAACGAGCUCGCUGCGGCAGGCGGAGGAGGGCCUGCACCUCCGGAUCAAGCUGUCGGAUGGGGCCAACAACGGCUGCGACUUCGACGUCUUCGCCGUCGUCAACAACAACACCGACACGGAGCGGCUCUGCCACCUCACUCUGGGCGCCCGCACCGCCAGCUACAACGGCACCCUCGGGCCCCAGUGCGGCAUGAAGGACCUGCCCGACCUCACCCUCCAGCCCUGGGCAGAGCAGAGAGUGCCCCUGCGCAUCCUGUACCAGGACUAUGGGGAGAACCUGACCCAGGACAACCUCAUCAAGGUGGUGGCACUGCUGACCGAGCAGCAGAGCGGUGACGUGGUCGUGGCUGUCAGGGACAUCCUCAUCCAGAACCCAGAGAUCAAGAUCAGGGUUUUGGGGGAGCCAAUGCAGAACCGGAAGCUGGUGGCAGAGGUCAGCCUGGUGAACCCCCUCUCUGUGCCCCUCAACAACUGCGUCUUCGUGGUGGAGGGUGCCAACCUCACCGACGGGCAGCAGGUCAAGGAGCUCGAGGAGCCAGUGGAGCCGCAGGGGCAGGCCAAGGUCAGGCUGGACCUGGUGCCUCGCCAGGCAGGGCGGCACAAGCUGGUGGUGGACUUCGAGAGCGACAAGCUGCUGGGGGUGAAAGGCUACCGCAACGUCAUCAUCGCCCCCCAGCCCAAGUGAGUGGCCACACGGCCCCCGCCCCGCCCAGACGCCUGCCCCCUCCUGCCCUGGGCCUCCCCAGCCCCUCGCUAGCUUCAGCCCGAGGUGGUCGCAGCCCUCCCUGCCGCCAGCGAGCUGGCCCUGGUGCUGUGCUCCUCCCGGCAGAGAGUGGUGGAGCAGGGGCAGGAGAGAGGGGCUGGGGGUGUCGGAGGUCCCUGCAGCACCUGUUCUUUUCACUACCUUUUCCUCCCCCCAUGGGGAAGAAGCAUCCCAGCCCUGGGUGCAGCAGGGACCUCCUAAGCCACCCCUCCAAGCCGGGCAGCCCCCUCCUCCUCCUCCUCCUCCCCCCCCCAGCAGUGCUGACACCCCGAGCCCAGAGCAGGUUCUACAAACCAAAUCCCAGCACAGCCCCCCCCAGCAGCCCCCAGAGCUCAGCCCUGCUCCCCUGGGCCGCACGGGGAGAGCAGAGCUGUGAACUUGAGCUGUCCCCAGGCCCCGUGGGCACCCAAUGGAACCUGCUGAUGGCCGUGCCCGUGCCCGUGCCCUGCACAGAACCCACUGCAGGGGCGCAGCGGGGCCUGAGCUUGUACCAGUCCUGGCUCCUGCGGCUGCAGACAGCAGGGAGAGGGACAGGACAUGGCUCUGACACGAGUCAACUCUGCAAGCACUGAAUAAAACUCUCUGUUUUUCACUUCUAAA